This is a messenger RNA of Entamoeba dispar SAW760, 1185 nucleotides long. RefSeq lists its product as uncharacterized. Gene Ontology annotation, molecular function: protein binding. Lineage: Eukaryota; Evosea; Mastigamoebida; Endamoebidae. The transcript has 2 exons. The record is from RefSeq and is a predicted model, not a curated record. The coding region runs from base 1 to 1185 and encodes 394 amino acids.
AUGGUUGAAAUUAUUCUAUCAUAUACUGGACAAAGAAAAGGAGAUAAUUUCUUUAGUUACUGGGUACUUACUAAAGAUAAUAUUUAUUUCUAUCGUAACCAAUCUGUUGUAAAUAAAGAAAAACCAUUAUCAACUAUUAAUAUUAAGUCAAUAACCAGUAAUAAUAUUAAACAAGAAACUUCAAAUAAAUUUCUUCUCCAAAUUAAUGAAUCAACAAGAACAACAGGAUUAUAUGGUGAUUAUAAUAUUCUUUCAUAUUGGCUUCAAGCAAUUAAUUUUGUUAUUCAAGAUUUAGUUCAAAAUAGACAAGAACUUGAAUUUUUAUUAUCAUCUCAAAUAGAAGCUCCAUUACAAUCUAAAACAUCACCAGUACAAACAAAAAAGGAAAUACCUUCUUUAAUGAAAUCUACUAGUAUUUCAAGAAAACCACCUCCCUCUAGUAUUUCAGAACAACAACAACAAAAAGAAAUUAUUCAACAUUCAAAUCAUAUUAGUAAUAAUGGAAAUAAACAAUUAAUAUUAGAUAAAUGUCCAACAGAAAAUUUAAAUCAAAAAGUAAUGAGACAAACAGUUUGUCUAGAAUUUAUGGAAAAUACAUUAGGAAAAAAAAUUAAAAUAUCAGAACUCAAAGAAGGAAAUUUAUUUGUAGAAUUAUUUGAAAAGUUAUCACAAACCAAAUUACAAAUAAAACCAAAUGCAAUUGAAAUUGUUGAUAAGAUACAUAAUAUUGGAACAGUUAUUGCUAAUACAGUUAAAUUAUGUAAAGUAAGUAUUCUUAUUGAUCCAGUGGAUAUUGUUAGAGGAAAUGAAACAGAAAUUGUUAAAUUUAUUAUGAUACUUUUUGAAUCUUUUAUAUUAAAUAAAGUAAAAGUACAAAAAAGUGAAGGAAUGGAAGGAUUAAUGAUGUGGGUUAAUGCAUUAUUAGAUGGAAGUGGAAUUGAAGUAGAAGAUUUUAAUUCAACAUUCCAAGAUGGAAGAGCAUUUGCUUAUAUUAUUAGUAAAAGAAGACCUGAUUUACUUGAUCCAAAAUAUCUUUCAAAUAGUUCAUCAAUUAAUUAUUCUUUUGUUACAAAAGCAUUAAAUAAAUGUAAAUGUAAAAUUAUUCCAGAAGAAGUAUAUAUGGAUGAUGCUGAUGAAAGUUCUGUAAUCAUGAUUUUAACAUCAAUGAUGAUUUGUCUUGGAUAA